This is a messenger RNA of Mastomys coucha (southern multimammate mouse), 1802 nucleotides long. RefSeq names its product interferon-induced protein with tetratricopeptide repeats 1. Gene Ontology annotation, cellular component: cytosol. Gene Ontology annotation, molecular function: protein binding; RNA binding. Lineage: Eukaryota; Metazoa; Chordata; Mammalia; Rodentia; Muridae. The record is from RefSeq and is a predicted model, not a curated record. Bases 134 to 1525 code for a protein of 463 amino acids. Gene Ontology annotation, biological process: defense response to virus. The transcript is spliced from 2 exons.
AGCUACUCCAGUGUUUAAAAGCCUGAGCUAGCAGUUGGUGUGAGAGCCUGCAAGAGAGCAGAGUCCAGGCAGGUUUCUGAGGUGUCCUGCUCUGCUGAAAACCCAGAGAAGAGCUGCCACCUUCAGAGCCACCAUGGGAGAGAAUGCUGAUGGUGACCAGGUCAUGGAGAAACUGCUUCAGCUGAGAUGUCACUUCACAUGGAAGCUGCAAUUUGAAGAUAAUGACAUACCUGAUUUGGAAGUGAGAAUCUCAGAGCAGGUCCAGUUCCUUGACAUCAAGAACCCAUUGGGGAUGUACAACCUCCGGGCUUAUGUGAGACAUCUGAAAGGCCAGCAAGAAGAAGCCCUGCAGAGCUUGAAAGAAGCUGAAGACUUGAUCCAGAGAGAGCAGUUGGGCAAGAGAAGCCUGGUGACCUGGGGCAACUGUGCCUGGGUGCAUUACCACAGGGGCAGCUUGGCAGAAGCCCAGGUCUACCUGGACAAGGUGGAGAAGGUUUGCAAGGAAUUUGCAAGUCCCUUUCCCUACAGGCUGGAGGGUGCUGAGAUGGACUGUGAGGAAGGCUGGGCCUUGCUGAAGUGUGGAGGAAAAAAUUAUAAACGAGCCCUGGCCUGCUUUGCAAAGGCUCUGGAAAGGGAACCUGAAAACCCUGAGUUCAACACUGGCUAUGCAGUCGUAGCCUACCGCGAAGAUGUAGAUGACAACUUUAUAUCUCUAGAACCCUUAAGGAAGGCUGUCAGGUUAAAUCCAGAAGAUCCAUACAUUAAAGUUCUCCUUGCCCUAAAGCUUCAGGAUGUAGGAGAACAUGGUGAAGCAGAAGCACACAUUGAAGAAGCCCUCAGCAGCACAUCUUGCCAAAGUUAUGUCUUUCGCUAUGCAGCCAAAUAUUUCCGUAGGAAAAAAUGCAUAGACAAAGCUCUAAAUCUUCUACGGCAGGCUUUGCAGGCAUCACCUUCCUCUGGCUAUCUACAUUAUCAAAUAGGGCUCUGCUACAAGCAACAAAUGUUCCAACUGAAGACAUCCAGAAACAGGCAGCCCAGAAGGCAGGACAAUGUGCAGGAAUUAGCACAACAGGCCAUUUUUGAAUUUCAAGAGACUUUGAAACUGAGGCCCACAUUUGAGAUGGCUUAUGUUUGCCUGGCUGAAGUGCAGGCAGAAAUUCACCAAUAUGAAGAAGCAGAGGAAAAUUUCCAGAAGGCACUGAAUAGCAAGAACCUGGUGGCUCACAUAGAGCAGGAUAUUCACUUCCGCUAUGGCUGUUUCCAACAAUUUCAUAAGAAGUCAGAAGACAAGGCAAUUACCCACUACUUAAAAGGUCUAAAAGUAGAAGAGAAGUCCUUUGCCUGGAGGAAACUACUCUCGGCUUUAGCGAAAGUGGCUGAAAGACGCAUUUACCGGAAUGUUCAUCUUGUGGAGAGCACCAGCCUUCUUGGGCUAGUCUACAAACUGAAAGGGCAAGAGAAGAAGGCCCUGCUUUACUAUGAGAAGGCCCUGAGGCUCUCUGGGGUCAUGAAUCCUGCCUUUUGAUUGCAGUUUACAUCUAUGAAGUUAACUAAGUGUUCCAGUGCCCCUUCCUGAUUUCUUUUUCCAGGUCUGCUUUUGGCUUUUUUUUUUUCUGAAAUGCCAAGUAGCUAAGUACAUUUUCUCCUGCGACUUCUUUCUGGUGUCUCAUGAUCCUAUCUAGAAGACACUUCCAUCCCUAGGACACCUACUCACUUGAAGAUCAGGACUGAUUCCUGCUGUUCUGGGCUCCUGUGAGCUGUAGAAUCACAGAACCUUUUCCUUAUGUCUAUGUAUUUGCAGU